Messenger RNA from Ctenopharyngodon idella (grass carp), 5416 nucleotides. Its product is annotated as immunoglobulin superfamily member 2-like. The record is from RefSeq and is a predicted model, not a curated record. The transcript is spliced from 9 exons. Bases 205 to 3237 code for a protein of 1010 amino acids. NCBI's taxonomy places the organism in Eukaryota, Metazoa, Chordata, Actinopteri, Cypriniformes, Xenocyprididae.
GGCUGCAUUGCUCAACGCUGCAGAAACACGUUGGACAUUUGACGUUCUCCAGAGCGCAAACACACAUAGGCACCGGAGCGUUUGUUAAAUCUGUCACGCAAAUAUAUUACAGCAUCAACUAACUGAGGGUGCUCUUGCUCGUGUUUGAGUUAUGCAGCUCACCUGUAGAACCGGGCCUGACCUGGAUUAACUUGUACUGAGAAGAUGAGAGAGAAGGAGAAAGGAUCCGUCAGAUUACGGAUGGUCAACUUCUGGUACCGACUGUGGCACCUGCCGCUGUUGCUGUGUCUCUCAGGACUCCUGCAGUGGGAUCUGUGCUACAGUCAGCGUCUGGUCCAGAUCCAGGAAGGUCCUCUGUAUCGAGUACAAGGAUAUCCCAUCUCCAUAUCCUGUAAUGUUAGUGGGUUUAAAGGCCCAUCUUUACAGAAUUUUGAAUUUAGGCUCAAGAAAUCAAACGUGGAUAUAAAUAUAAUCAGUACUGAAAACCAAAACUUUGCCUACGCAAUGUUCUCCAGUAGGGUAAGGGAAAAAGAUAUUGAGAUUGAGAGGUUGUCAGGAUCUUCAGUUCUCUUGAGGAUCAAAAAUUUGCUGGAAGGAGAUGAAGGAGAUUUCUUCUGUGACACCCCAAACACAGAUGGUGAAUAUUUAGGAACUUAUGAAGCGGGAACAACACUUAACGUGAUUAAGGACACCCUGGUGGCAUCAUACUUUGGCUCUUCCUCCCAGAGUUUGUCUGAAGGUGAUCCUCUUCAGCUUGAGUGUCAGGUCUCCAGCGAAACUUAUCAGCACACCCAUCUGUCGGUCAUCUGGUUUGUCCACAGUGAAGAGGAUGAGAACCCCCGACCAAUCAUCACUCUGAACAAAGAUCUGACUGUAAAGCCAGGAGCUGGAUUUGAGGAUCGCUACCGCGCAAGUCUUAUCAGCAUGGAUAAGGUGGAGGACACAACCUACAGACUGAAGAUGUCUCAAUUGCAGCAGUCAGACCAGGGGAAGAUCUACUGCAAAGCCAUUGAGUGGAUCCAAGACCCAGACCGUUCCUGGACACAGAUUGCCUACAAAACCAGCUCGGCAUGUAACGUGGAGGUCAAACGAAUUGAAGUGGGCCCUGAUGUAGAUUCAUUUAGUGUCUAUAUGAAGGCCUCAAAGGGGCCACUACAGGUGGGAGAUGCAGUGGACAUCCACUGCAGUGUGAAGGCUCAGAAUCUUGGUCAUUUAUUUUCGGUGACUUGGCUGAAGAAUCAGAAGAACGUGGCUCAGAUCGGAUCUUCUGGGAUGCUCACUGUGUUUGACAGUUACAAAGAGAGAGAGAAUGCAGCGGAGAUGAGAGCAGUGAAAAGCAGUCACACGGACUACCUGCUGACCAUCCGUUCGGCUAGGACUGAAGACCAGGGCCAAUACCAGUGUGAAGUGUGGCAGGAACACAUGAAUGAUGAUGGCACCUUCAGAAAAAUACAAAAACAACUGUCCAGUCCAGAGACUGUGAACAUCACACCCAAAGAGAGUGAUCUGACGGUGGUCAUGGUGAUGAAGGAUUCGGUGACUGAGGGAGAUACACUACAGGUCACCUGCUCUGUGUCGGGAUUCAAAGGUCCUUUAUCAGUGUCAUGGCAACACAAGAAAGACUCAGGGGAUUCCUUCAGUGAUGUCAUUAGUCUGACCCAUGAGGGAGUGAUGAAAGAUAUUGGGACAAGAUAUCAGAACAGACAUGUUCAAACACUCCAUUCUCCAGCUGGAAACUUUACCCUGGAGAUUGGUGCAUCUGCGACAUCUGACAGUGGUGAAUACAGGUGCAUUGUGUCUGAAUGGACCGUGCAGAGCAAUGGAGAGAUGACGAAAGCCAACACCCAGUCUCAGCAAAAAGCCAUUUCAGUUAAUUCUGUUGAAUCUCUAAUGAAGGUGACCUUAAAAAGUCGUACAACAUCUGUGCCUAUAAAUUCUUCAAUAGAAUUACUAUGUACAGUCAAAGGGCCUAAAGUGUCUUUGGGUGUACGCUGGAUGUUUCGGCCCCCCAAUUCAACUGUACAAAGGAACAUUUUAUCCAUACGCCACACUGGAGAAAUCUCCUGGGGAGCAGAUCAGAGAAACUAUCAGCUAUCCGUUCAGCCACAGCCGUCAGCCACAAUUCUUUUGCUCAUAGUGCCACGAGCCAGCAAGCAACAAGAAGGACAGUACCAGUGCCAAGUUGAUGCCUAUCAAAAGUACAUACAGAAAGCCAUGAAGAACUCCAACCCGUUGGCUGUGACUGUACAAAAACCUGUGAGCAAGUUGAGCCUGUCCAAACUCAAGUCUCGUAUGGAAACCACUGCCGACACUGAUGCUAUUAUUGAAUGCUCAGUCCUCACAACAACCACAGAUACCUCUCGUCUCACGAUAACAUGGAUGAUUGGGUCCCAGAUGCUCUUAACUAUGGACCUAGAUGCUGUUGUCAAGUUUGGCCCCACAGCUGGACUAGAGAUGGACCAGAGAAUCUGCAUGAAAGUAAGACAGAAACAGACCUUCCAGUUGACUGUCCAUCAGGUUAGAACAUCUGACAGCGGACAGUAUCGUUGUGAGGUGGACGAGUGGCUUCAGGAUCCUCUUGGUGACUGGUAUUCCCUAGAGAAAAAGUCUGUUUCCACAGAGCUUGUUGUCAAAGAGAAAGAAAGUAAUCUGCAUGUUAAGAAGGGGAACAAUAUGCUCAACCUUACCAAACAUCAGGCUGGGUUCACCGUCGACUGUGUCAUUGACUCACAGUCCAGUGAUAAUUCUGCCUUUGAGGUCACCUGGUUCAAGGUUCAGGAGGAAGGACCAGUCACUAUAUUCACUGCCAGGCGUGACGGUACCUUACACAGUGCAAUUAAUGAUAAAAAUCUGGUGUUUGGACGACCACUUGCCACACACUACAAACUGACUGUGCCACAGAUCAACCCCACUGAUGUGGGGCAAUACUACUGUCAGGUAGAGGAGUGGCUUCCAACUGCUAACAACUGGAAGAAAUUUGCUUCAGAUAAAUCUGGAGAGCUCUCUGUCCAUGUUCACACUGAAGGUGAUUCCAAAAUAUCGAUAGACCUGUUUGGAUUGACACUGGGAAUCACUAUUCCACUGAUUUGUUUUCUGGUAUUGGUCAUAAUAUUGUUGUUGAGUAGGAAGCACAAGAGGAAUUCUGAUCAGAAGAAAAAGAAAGCCUGUCUGUGGGCUGAAAACCACCCCCUUAACCCUGUGCCGAAGGGGACUUCUGCUGCAAGGGACCAUUCCUAACCUGUCUACCAUAGUUACAGUAUCAAUCAGACAGGCCUGUGGCAUAAACAAAGUAUUGUUACUGUCACAAUCUGUGUGUUUUCUGUUUAUUUUUCAUGGACUUUUAAUUUGUAGAUCAUUUUUUCCGGUUUCCUUUGUUCCCACUUUUUUAGUUUUUUGGUUGUCAUGGUUACUCAUUGUUCAUGGAUUACACACACCUGUUCCUCAUUAGUUCUCUGUGUAUUUAAUGCCUGCAGCUCUGUCACUGUUUGUCUGUUGUUUUCUGUGCUUGUGCACACCGAUGCAUUGCCUUCCUGUUUUGGAGUUUUGUUGAAUAAAGUGCGCAGCAUUUUAGAUCCACUUCACCUCACCUCAUCUUCAUCCUCUGCUCAGCUGUGACAGAACACCAGACUGAAGAAAGGAUUUAUUAUAAAAUGGAUCUAGCAGUGGUACAGAUCCUCCUACUCUCACACAGAGAGCUUUAUAGGUCGGGUCAAUCUAGUUAGCUCAGAUGACGACAGCCUCUGUGUAUUUUUCCGAGCACCAGUAAAUGCCCAAACAAAGGCUCGCCUGCUUGAAGAUGAUCCUCGAGGGACAUUUAUCGAGUAUGUGGACUGGGUACUUCAUCAAUGUGAAUCCCCAGUACUAUCGGUGAGUGGGAGGACGAUCCCAUCAUGCUGACAGUUCACCCCGUCCACACUUCUGAGACAAUCUAGUCCUUCGUCGAGCCUACGCCCUAUACAGAGUUAGAUCUGAUGCCCACCAUGGACCCAAAGCCAAUGCCCGCAAUGAAGCCAGAGCCUGCAACGUCAUCCAUUCCUAGUCGGACAAGCUGUGUGAGCUGGUUUAUACCUGUGUCAGUGGGAGUACUAGUGGAGCUGGAUCAUGAGGCACUUCCUGCUCUGCUGGUUCUGCCCAGCUCCAAGUCUUCUUUGUCUCUGAUGGUCCCACCCAGCCUCCCAUUCCCUCCUCCUCCAAGUAAGCUGUCCAGUUCCUUGUUGUCGGCUCUGCUUGUUCGGUUCAGCUCCUGCAAUGCCUUGAGCCUCCCAGUCUGCAGCACACCUUGGUGUGAUGAUCCCUUGGCUCUGCCUUGGGCCUCCGAGCCCAUUACUCCACCUCGGCUCAUCAAUCAGAUGGCUCCACCUUGACUCCUUCACUCCCUCGGCUCCACCUGGGACAGUCGUCCUUCUGGCUCCACCGGACUCCCCCCUAGCUCCGUCUCCACUUUGGUCAGUCGUUGCUCUACCUCUGCCAUGGACUUCUGGGGCUUUGACUGCGCCUCAUUCCUCCACCCCUUCAGCUUUGUCUGGCUCCUUACCUGCAGAUCCGCCUCAGUCCUUACUCCCGACAGCUCUGCCUUAGUUCUCCGGCACAGUGGCUUCACCUUGGCCUCGUUCCACACUCACAUUUAAAUAACACAUUUCAAAUCAGCAAUUAAAUUUGAAAUGAACUGUCCUAUAAGCACUGUUUCUUAUGUUUAAAUAGUGGUAAAAAGGCUUAUAUUUCAGCCUGGACAAGAAACUGUGCAGUCCCAAGUGCACGUCGCAGGAGACUGACUGUUUCUAUAGCAUAUAGAUAAUUUUACAAGAAUUAAAACAAGGCUGUCAGAGAGACUUAUAGUCUUUACAAUGGCAUGCACUCUAUGAAGGUAUCGAUCACAUGUAAUUUUCAAAAUGCACAAAUUUCAAAACUGUUUUAUAGGGUUUUUUGUCAACUGAAAGUAUUUUGUAAAGAUGUUUUGUCAACUGAACAAUCAAUGUGUUGUUAAACAAUCCAACAGUCAAAAGUUAAAUAUGGUGCUAUCCUGACUAAGGUCUAUUACAAUAGGCUGUUUUUGAAAGGCUUUUGUCUAAACACAUUAAAGUGCACAAAAUCAUGCCAUACACACAUUCGGCAUGUAUGUGUGGAUUACAAUGAAACGUUUUAAGUUUGUGUAUUGGUUUUUUACUCUGCUUCAAAAUGUACACAAAUGCUUUUUUACAUUUUUAAGCAUUUGAGACUUUGAUUUAGAACUAUAACUUGUCUGAUCUGCUACCACAAAUGGAUGGCACUUUGUAAUGUCAUAAUUACCUGUCCAUAAUUCUAGAAAUUCUUCCAUAGUGCAAAUAGGUUUGAUACUGUGACUGAUAUAGGGCCUAGACCAUCACUAUGGAAACCUUCCUUCAGAUUUGCACAACAUGUAAAUAAAUUUGCAAUCUGA